GCUGAGGUGUCUGGCAGGAGGCUGUGAGAGAUUUUCCAGGUGAAGCUGAUCGUGUUUGGCAUAUAUACAGUAAUGUGUGAUGCCAUGAUGGAAUUCACGGGACUGCUACCACGCCAAGGCAGUUCUGAAAAGUCACGCAAGAGGAUAAUCAGCAACUUCGAUGUUUUGGAAGACUUUGAUGAUGAUGACAGUCUACUUGAGGCGGGAUCAAUGAAGAUGUCAAAGAUGUCUUUUGAUUCCGUCUCAAACUCUGGUGACAGACAGAACCACAGUGAAAUUGAGAAGCGGAGACGGGACAAGAUGAACACUUACAUUAUUGAGUUGUCUUCCCUUUUACCGAUGUGUAGUUCCAUGAGCCGAAAGCUAGACAAAUUGACAGUGUUACGGAUGGCUGUUCAACAUUUAAAGUCACUACGAGGAUCAGCCAGUGUCUGUUCAGAGAAAACAUCACGACCAUCUUUUCUUUCCGAAGAUGAAAUGAAACAUCUAAUUUUGAAGGCUGCAGAGGGCUUUCUACUUGUGGUGAGCUGUGACCGUGCUAGAAUCCUUUACGUGUCUGAGUCGGUGAAAAAUGUCCUCUGCUACUCAAGGAAUGACUUGAUAGGACAGAGCUUGUUUGACUACCUACACCCUCGAGACAUCAGCAAGGUGAAGGAACAGUUGUCGUCAUCUGACGGGUCUCCACGGGAACGACUCAUUGAUGCCAGAACAAUGUUGCCGGUGAAGACUGAGUUUACCCACCGACCAACACCUACCCAUUUGUGUUCCGGGGCCCGAAGAGCUUUUUUCUGUCAGAUGAAGUGUGGCAACCGGGACAUGACCUCAAUUAAAUCAGAAAAGGAUGACAUUGAUUUCUGUCACAGGCGGAAAAAAUCAGACCGGAAGUCGUACAUUUUGAUACACUGUGCGGGAUACCUAAAGUCGUGGUCCACAUCCAAAGUUGACAUUGGUGAGACAGAUGAGGCUGACGACAACUGUAACCUCAGCUGUCUGGUGGCCGUGUGUCAGGUGAAGUCAUCCCUCGACCAGUUACAGAUCUCCACCAACGACAAGAUCAACGUCCGACCCAUAGAAUACAUCUCCAAACACAGCAUAGAUGGCAAGUUCUCCUACAUUGACCAGGGGGCCACCAUCUUGCUAGGGUACCUUCCUCAGGAGCUGUUGGGCACAUCAGUGUACGAGUAUUAUCACCAGGAUGAUGUCAUGGAGAUGGCUGAAACACACAGGAAAGUGCUGAAGUCAAAGGAGAAGGUGGAGACAUGCGUGUACCGGUUCAAAAUUAAGGAUGGGUCCUUUAUACAUCUGCGAUCUCGUAUCUUCAGUUUUCAGAACCCUUGGACUAAGGAAGUCGAAUACAUUGUGUCUACAAACACUAUCAUACCUUCACAGGAAGUGAGCAGCUCAGGACAGGAAAUGAGCACUGUGAGCUCUGGGAUAGGUUUUGACAGCGAAGACAAUAAUUACGAAGACAACGAAUCAGAAAUUCAAAGUCAGCCUGAUCGUGGGCGAGUAAAUGUGCCAGGAGUGGCUGGUGGAACACGUUUGGGGGCUGGUCGCAUUGGCAGGCAGAUAGCGGAGGAAAUUCUGGAAUUACAACGUGGCCAGAGCAGUAACACAUCUACCGCCUUAGCAGACAGUACCAAUCCUGUUGGCACUCCCUCUCCCGAAUCUCUUGUCAAUAGUACAACAACCAGAACGCAGUUUGUGACCACUACAUCAGUAUCAUCGGCCUCAUCAACCCACCUCCCUUCAGGAUCAUCGGCCUCAUCCCCCCACCUCCCUUCAGGAUCAUCCAAUCUUCUCAUCACAUCCACAGCCACAUGCCCUGCACCCCUCAAUGGCCUGUCUAUCAAGUCUACCACACCGAGCACCAAUAUACCAUCCUGUUGGAUGUCCGAGUCCAGCUUGAUAGAGAAUGUGAUUGCAGAACAACAGGCAAUAGAGGACAUGGAUGGCUCUGAUGGCAAUGACGAGGCAGCAAUGUCCAUUAUUGUGAGCCUUUUGGAGGCUGACGCAGGCCUGGGUGGACCUAUAGACUUCAACGACAUCCCUUGGCCACUAUGAUUGUACAGGGGGCAAGGUUCUACAUGCUUUGCUCCACAAAACCACACCCUUCAAAAUAUAAGAGGGGCCAAGCUGUAUCACCUUGCUCCCAACAACAACUUCCUUCUGAGUACCGGAGAGGUUAAAAUAUAUGAUCUUUGCCCUGAAAAAAUAUUUCUGUUAUGGGAAUUAAUAAUUACAUUUCCAUGGACAAUGACAUUUGUCAAUUUACAAGAUGGAGAAAUUUGUAAGUUUGUUGUUCUUUCUUCAUAUCUUAGUACAGUAUUGAUAACAUGAGGGCCUUGCUCCAGAAGACAACAUUUCAUUGCCUUGGCUAGUUUAUUGGCCAAGGUUCCCAAUGUGCUCCAGGAAAUACAUCUCUGUUCAGUUACAGAAGAGGCAGGGCAGUGUUACCUUGUGUCUGUCAGAGAAAUCCCAUGGCCUACACUAGAGAUGAUUUUCGGGAACAUUAAGAUAAAGAAAAUUGUGAUAUUAGUUAAAUAAGUGAUUUACCUGAAAGGUUUUAUAUUAGUUUAUAAAGUGCAUUUGAACCCAACAUUAUUAUGACGGAUGUGGGAAAGGAUGACCAAAAUGGAAAAGAGACAUCUGGAAGAUGAUUCCCUAAUUUCCAUGGAGGAAGAAGGUGCUCAAAGAUAUCUUUGUUGUCAUUGUUUGUAAUAAUAAGCUUUAAAGAUACUGUGAUGAUAAGGGUUGAAUCAAUUUGUCAAGGACAAUCUCCUAACCCUGUUGUUUAUUGUUUGUUACAUGAUGUGGAGUUCUGAUGGCUAUAGUUUCGUGAUAGUUGUUGUUUUGGCUACUGUUGGAGGUGGCAAUUUAUUUAUAUAUAUUAAUAUAUAUAUAUGACACUGACAGCUCAAAUAUUGUAAUCAGUAAAUGAAUAUUUUUGUGUGUGAAAUAUGAUAUAGAAUUCCAAAACAAGAAUACUCCAUUUGACCAGUUUUAUGCAAACCACUGGAUAUGGUGAUCCCCUUGUGUUUAUAUUGUCGUCCUAUGUACUCCUGUUACUUUGUAUGUAUUUUUGUAUCAAAAAGAUCAAGAUGUUUUAAUCGAAAAGCUGCCUUAAGCUAAAUGAGGACAUGGAGAUGAGUAUUUUACUGUAACUAAGUAAAUAUAGAGAAACAGUGUAGAAUUAUUGUAUUAAUUCUUUAAUGUGAUUCUGUGCUAAUCAAGUGUGCAAUCUGAUUAAAUUAUGGUUCACUUAGCCUUAAUUAAGGGCCAAGUGAGCUUAUGCCAUGCCACAGCAUCUGUUGUCAUCUUUAAAAUAGAAAAAAAAACACUUCUAUAGAACGGCCAAGAGGAUUUCUACUAAAUUUGGUCAUUAAAAUAACACAUAUAUGGUAUGGAUAAGAGAUUUUAGGCAAAAUUUAUCUGGAGCAUCACUGGGGCAAAGGAACUCCACAUUAUAUAAACUAGAAGGUGUAAUCACAUGAGGUAGGGGGUAGUGCUCAAUAGGGGAAAUUUGGUAAAUCUUCAAAAACUUCAUCUAUACCAUAACAAGGGGAUUUAACCAAAUUUGGUCUAGUGCAUCCUCAUAGACUUAAGAGACUCAACAAUCUUAAGUGUUGAAAUAAACAUUAUUUUAGAUUAUUAUCCCCUGCAGAAAUUAAAUAAAGAAAGUGAUUUUUUUCAUUUAAUUUGGUGUAAGUUAUCAUUUAAUGUAGGAUGCCCCUACCCUCCAUCAACAGUUUAUAAGAAGAAAGUAUGGCCAAACUGGGGCAGAUGAUUCCUGAGUUUAGUCAUUUUUGUUUGUUCUCACUUACAUUUGUUGUACUCUUUUGAUGACUGUGCAUAUACCAUAUUUGACCCACAGCAGUUUAAAUCAAAAGUUUAAGACCAGGUGAGCUUUUAGGCCACUUGGCCUCUUGUUAAUGAAAACAGGGAUAAUGUAUUGUUUUAACCAAAAUUUGCCUUAAGCUAUAUAGUGCAAAAUAGAAUUUUUCUUCAUAUCAGAUAAUAUAUGUAACAUAUAUUUAGUAUUGGGUAUUCCAAUUGAAUAAAAAAAUUAAUGUAGAAGAAAUUUUUACCCUGAUAUUAUUUUUCCGAACCCCAUGCUUGUAGAACAUUGGCUUAACGAGGUUGUUUUUAAUGAACUUGCAUGUAUAAAAAAUGUUUUUACCUGAAUUUUUUACCCAAGUCCCAAUGAAGGAGGGACAGUGAUUUUGAUACUCAGGAUGUUAGUUAUGUUUUAUCAACUUUAGAGCAAGUUUCUGAAGUGUGCAUUUUCCAAACCAUGUUCUUCUCAGUGGACUGUAAACCAUCAUUAGUACAUUUGUCACAAAAUUCCAUUUUUUCUGUUGAUACAAUGUAAGUACAUCAGUAAGUCUUUAGUGAGAUAUCUUUUUCCAUUAUUGUGUUGUUUGUAGUAAGAGACUAUCUCCUUAACUCACACUUGUGACCCCACCACCCAUCCAAAAAAUAAAUUGAGUCUGAAAUUCUUUGGGUAAAUGAAACACUGAAUUUGACACAAAUAUUGUCCAUUAAAGUCUGUCAAACCUACUGUAACGUGAGCUCAUUUAUUCAUGACGGCCAAUAUUACUGCUCCACACAGUUUAUUAUACAUGUAUUUCCACAUUAAAAUGGAAAGUUAGGACUGGGCAAAUGUAUUUAUUACCGUUGAUGGGCGAGUAUUUUACUACGUGAAAAGUUCCAAUUAUACCGUAUUUCAAGGUCCCAAAUAUCUUUUACCUUACUGUUUCUUUACAUUUCUCUCUUUUGAUGUAUUGACAAACCUCUAGAUAGUAGCUGGGUUUUACUGGACAGAUGGCGGCACUAUCUAACAAGGUUUUCUGUUCAACUGUGUGAUUGUACAGAAGACUGUUCAUGCUAUACAGAUUACUAUGUAAUUACUGCACAACAGACUUCCUUACAAGCAGGACUGUUUUAAAUUUUGUGUCGGUAUCAGUUUAUCUUAAGCAGUUUACCAAUUUAUUUAAAUAUGUUUCAAUUUUGUUUUAAAUUUGAUGACAUAUCAAGGUAAUCGUACACUAAAUACAGAAUAUUUUGACCCCUAUUUCCCAAAACUUGUACCUGGGAAUUGUAAGAAAGACCCGAAAAAGUGCUGGCGUGUCAUCAAGUGUCACCAAUGAACAAUGCCAGGAUACAAAUUGUACUGCUUAUCUAUCCUUUUCUUCAGUAACACUGGAAUUCAUUUCAGAAUGCCCCAAAUGCAAACCUUUAUUUUGAACAACACUGGGCACCUUCUGUUUAUAUUGAUAAUGGGAAGAUAAACUGACUGUAAUAUCAUAAAAAGCAUGCUUUUAGGCUUUUAGUAAAAAGCAAAUGAAGGUAUAGUGUACAUAUAUAUCUAUAUAUAUUUAUAAAUUGUUACAUAUUAUUCAUGAUAAUACAGACAACGAUUUUAAUUAAAAACUUUUUCGUAGAUUUAGGCCAUUUUGAUCAAGGCCUGUUUUACCUUUUGUCCUAUUGUACAUUUCGGGUGAUUUAUGUAGAUUUGUGAAUUACCAGAUGGCAAAGUAAAAUAUGAUUUACAACGAACAUGGUAUGAAGAAUGAAGAAUGAUUGUUUGAUAACUUCAAAUCACUUUGAUUUUGCAUGUUAGUUUCUAGCAAGUUGUGCCUACCGGUUUUAUUCACUCAUGUAUGCUUGUAUUUACGAUUAAAUGGAUGUUUUUUCAACUGUGACAGAAAUCAGUUUUUGUCUGGUACUGUUGGAGGGGUCUUUAGGUUCAACCGUUUGCAGUAUGUAUGUUAUUCCACUGUCAGUCAGUCAGUGUUUGCAGUAUGUAUGUUAUUCCACUGUCAGUCAGUCAGUGUUUCAUUUUGUCCAGAGUGUAUCCAACAUACUCUUUCUGCUUAAUUUGUCAAAUUUUGUGUUUGAGUAUUCUUGGUAUAAUGGAAUGAAAAAAAAUCUAACUUUUUGGCCCACUACAUGUACAGUUAUUGCCCUUUGUUUACCAUUGUCACUUUGUCUGGAGCAUUAUCUGAUGUAAGAUACCCUACCUUUAUCAAAUGUUGUGAGUACCUGUAAAGGUGGAGUGCCCAACAAUGUAUAGAGUAAGGUUCUUUGUUCAUUUUUGAUACCAGAUUUUGUCUGGAGGCAUAAAGGGACCACGGGUUUCUCGCACAUCUUUGUCUCAUUAUUAAUGGAGUUGAUAUUUCCAGAAGAUAAUAAUUUUCAGAUUAAUCACUUGUAAAAAAUGAAAAAGUAAUUGACCGUAUUGAAAAAUAUAUAUUGUAAGGUUUACAUGCCCUCAAGGAAACCAAAUGUACAAUCAGUACCAUUAUGCGCCUUGUGUACAUCUCCAGUAUAAUACAGCCGUACCAUUGUCUGCUGUACUUUACCAUCAUGUACAGUAUAUCCUUGUUCAAAAGGUGAUUAGAUUAAUCAUUGUUUAACGACAUUUUUCAAUCUCUAAUAAUUUAGUCAUUAUACAAAGUAAAGCCUAUACGUUUUGCAUGUACUUUACUCUGAUGUAAUAUAAGCUAUCUGGAAAAUUUUAACUCAGUGUUUUAAAGAUACACCAAAACUUAAAUUUGCGCUAAUCACUGAUUAAGCUAAUCACCAUUUGAACAACUGGGCCUGAAAUCCUAAUUCAUGACAACAUCAAAUUACAUGGACAACAAGACACCCUAACCUGACUGUGGCAAUCGUCCAAUAUACAAACUGGUAAUGCUAGGAAGUACUUAACCUGUGGAAGACUGGCAUCUUCCACAGGGCAGUCACUGACUCUUGGUCAGUUCUCCUUGUCACUUCAUGUCAUAGCAUCUUGGCUAAGCAUUGACUCUAUGGGCCACUUGCCCUGGAAAGACUACUCAAAUUCUACAUACAAUAUCACUCAAUAAAAUCUAAUGCACAUUGAAGACUUUUUAAAUACAUGUACUAAAUAGGUACAGUAGCAAUACAUAGUGGGGUUCUAAAAUUGUCUAAUGUUAAGGAAUAAUUGAAAAAACAAAGAGGAUUUAUUUAUUUUUUUAUUUCAUAAAACUGUUCAAUUGAUUUUGAAUUUAUCUUGAAAUCAGAAUGUGGAGUGGCAAAGUAUUGUGAAUUUCAAGAACAUUCCAAGAAGAUGUAUAGAGUUUUGUCAAUGAUGCAGAGGAACUAAAAGUUGUUGAUAUUCGACAGAGGAUUUGUUUUUUAAAUACAAAAUAAAAUAAGUCUGCAAUGUUGUACAUUGCUAGAACAUUAAUUAUUUUAACUUAUUUAUUACUGGGGUAGUUUUCUUUGGGGGGACAAUUUUUUGUUUCCUACUUUAAUUUAUGACGCUUGCUAGUUUUCUAAUUUGUACACUUUUAGACACUUUUAGGGCUUGUUAUAUAUGUUAAAAAGAUAGUAAAAUAUUUGUUUUAUUUAUGAAUUGUUUAUUAAUUAGUUCUGAAAUUUAUGUUGCAGUUGUUAAUAUAUUAUUGAAUAAAAUUAUGCCUGUAGUUAAAUGAAAUUUAAUAUCUCUAUAAUACCUGAUUUUUUCCUCAAUAAACUUUAUAAAUCAGUGUUGUAUUGAAUGAAGUAAUUUCAUUCAGUAAAAUUUGAUAUACCCAGAUUCUUUAAUAUUUUUUUCAUUUACCAUGAGUUUUGUUUUCAGAUUUAUUUUCAUUCCAACCCAAACUGCGAUACCAUGCUGUAUGAAGCUCCACAUGUCAUUUAAAAUAUAAUCUGCAUUGAUCUGUUUUAUUUUAAUUUUAAUAGGGGGUGGGGGAUGGUUCAUUGAAGACGAGGUGACUAAAACUAAUUUGCCAAGUCCAGUACAUUGAAAGAGAGGAGGGUGGCUAUAAGGGGGAGUCCGGUAUUGAAAGAGAGGAGGGUGGCUAUUAGGGAGAGUCUGGUAUUGAAAGAGAGGAGGUUGGCUAUUAGGGAGAGUCUGGUAUUGAAAGAGAGGAGGUUGGCUAUUAGGGGGAGUCUGGUAUUGAAAGAGAGGAGGGUGGCUAUUAGGGAGAGACUGGUAUUUAAGGAGGGGGUCUGAUUGGGUAAGUACAUUGAAAGAGAGGAGGGUGGCUAUUAGGGAGAGUCUGGGAUUUAAGGAGGGGUUCUGAUUGGGUAAGUACAUUGAAAGAGAGGGGGGGGGCUAUUAGAGGGAGUCCGAUAUUUAAGGAGGGGUUCUGAGUGGGUUAGUACAUUGGAAGAGAGGGGGGUGGUUAGUAGGGGGAGUCUGGUAUUUAAGGAAGGGUUCUGAUUGGGUCAGUACAUUGAAAGAGAGGGAGGUGGCUAUUAGAGGGAGUCCGAUAUUUAAGGAGGGGUUCUGAGUGGGUUAGUACAUUGAAAGAGAGGAGGGUGGCUAUUAGGGAGAGUCUGGGAUUUAAGGAGGGGUUCUGAUUGGGUAAGUACAUUGAAAGAGUGGGGGGUGGCUAUUAGGAGGAGUCUGGUAUUUAAGGAGGGGUUCUGAUUGGGUAAGCACAUUGAAAGAGAGGAGGGUGGCUAUUAGGGAGAGACUGGUAUUUAAGGAGGGGGUCUGAUUGGGUAAGUACAUUGAAAGAGAGGGGGGUGGCUAUUAGGGGGAGUCUGGUAUUUAAGGAGGGGUUCUGAUUGGGUAAGUACAUUGAAAGAGAGGGGAGUGUCUAUUAGGGGGAGUCUUGUAUUUAAGGAGGGGUUCUGAUUGGGUAAGUACAUUGAAAGAGAGGGGGGUGGCUAUUAGGAGGAGUCUGGUAUUUAAGGAGGGGUUCUGAUUGGGUUAGGUUUCAGGUAAGCUUUUGUGGUUUAGUUCAGAAUUCAGAUUUUUUUCUUUAUCGUUUCACUUUUAUUAUCUGUGCCUUAACUCUUUCUGUACAAACUAUUUAAUUGAUGCCAUAGUUUUGUUGAUGUCUUAUGGCCUUUGUGGUACUGAAAGAGUUAAUAGCAUAUACUUGUAAGUUAAUAUAAAAAAUGGCUACACAGAAAUAUUUUACUUUUAAAGACAUGGAAUACGAGUUGUGCAUGUUAAAAAAAACCAAUGAAAUAUCCAACUUUUGACAGUUCCCUAGACUAUAUACUUCAGGCAAUUUAUCAAUGAAUUUCCAAAUAUUCUACUUUGAAAACAAAAAUUUCAAUGACUGUCAUGCCUGCCAAGUUCUCGUCAAUGAAAUGAGGGUCAUACAGUCAAAAUGCAAGUCAAACGAACUAAUUGCAGGUCAUUUCAAUAAAUUUAACGUUCAUCCAUAUCAACUGCAUAGCAUUUAAAUUAUUUUAGAUUUCCUUUAAAUUUCCUACUUUGUCUUUUCUAGGGAAUAUUGUAAUAUUCAAAGCUUAAACAAGAAACUGCCAAUGGCGAUAUUGCCGGAUUGCUACAGUACAUUUUCAGGUAAAGCAUCACAUGUGAUAAGCAUCCUUUAAGAUACAUAAGCCAUGCAAGUUUAGUUGGUGUAGGACAAGUAGUUGCUUGGUUAUUGACCUGGUCAGUCAAGCUGAAAAUGUAGGUCAGAAGCAGCAUCCGAAGCAUCGCAUGUGAUUAACAUCCUUCGAUACAUAAGCCAUGCAAGUUUAGUUGAUGUGGGAUAAUUAAUAACAUGGAAACUGAGCUUAACCAUUCUUCUUAACCUUAGUGCAGACAGACGGACGGACAGACAGACGGACGGGAAUCGCCAAUCUAUGAGCCCUGAUUGUGUUGCAAUCCAGCCAAAAAUGCUACUUUAAACAAAAAUUUUUCUAAACAUUUUCUUCAGGUUGGUAAGUAUGUAUUAUGAGAAGUUCUUUUUACGCAACUAAUAAAUUGUUCUAUGUGACGUUGCGAUGACUAGUACGAUAUGUAAACUGUCACCUUCAUCAGACAAAUGACCAGUGAAGCGUAUGCACACAGAGGUGUAAAAUGUGAACGAGUUGUCCAUAAAAUCGAUGUCGGUUUCGGCUACGCUUGAAGCUACUGUAAACCGUUUUCAUUGUUUGGAUAAGCAAUGCAAAUGCAGGAGAUUCCAAAAUCUGUGCAGGUCACGGAGGUCAUCAAUCAGGCAUGGACCGUUGUAGAUUAUGAAUAUAGGUUAGGCUUGAUUAUUUUAAGUUGAAGAGAAUGUUAUGAACUAUCCCUGUUGAAUUUUGUUUAUCUAUUAUUUACCAAGGUUACUGCUUUGUGGCAGUUUGGAUUGUGUAUUUAACUCCAGUGAUAAUAAACAUGCAGUUGACAGCUGCACAAGUCUG
Molecule: messenger RNA, 10122 nt
Organism: Mizuhopecten yessoensis (Yesso scallop)
Lineage: Eukaryota; Metazoa; Mollusca; Bivalvia; Pectinida; Pectinidae
Product: protein cycle-like
Exons: 18
Coding region: 73-2064 (663 amino acids)
Biological process (GO): regulation of transcription by RNA polymerase II
Cellular component (GO): nucleus; cytoplasm; transcription regulator complex
Molecular function (GO): RNA polymerase II cis-regulatory region sequence-specific DNA binding; DNA-binding transcription factor activity, RNA polymerase II-specific; protein dimerization activity
Source: RefSeq, a predicted model, not a curated record